Molecule: messenger RNA, 1149 nt
Organism: Myripristis murdjan (pinecone soldierfish)
Lineage: Eukaryota; Metazoa; Chordata; Actinopteri; Holocentriformes; Holocentridae
Product: prostaglandin E2 receptor EP4 subtype-like
Exons: 2
Coding region: 1-1149 (382 amino acids)
Biological process (GO): cellular response to prostaglandin E stimulus; positive regulation of cytosolic calcium ion concentration; inflammatory response
Cellular component (GO): plasma membrane
Molecular function (GO): prostaglandin E receptor activity
Source: RefSeq, a predicted model, not a curated record
AUGGAAACGCCGAACUUUACGCACGGAUCCAUUCCCAUCAAUGACACGCGGAUUGUGCCCUCGCAUGGGGGGGACGUCAAGAAGGUAAUCGCUUUACCGAUUUUAAUGUUUGCUGGCGGCGCUGUUGGGAAUUUAAUCGCGAUAGUUGUUCUUUCAAUAUCGAGGCAGGAGCGAAAGUCGUCCGCUUUCUACACUCUGGUGUGCGGCCUGGCGGUCACGGACCUGCUGGGCACCUGCCUGGCCAGCCCGAUCACUAUCGCCAACUACCUGGACCAACAGGUGCUGGAGGACAGGCAUCUGUGCGAGUUCCACUCCUUUCUGCUGCUGUUCUUCGGCGUGGCGGGACUCAGCAUCAUAUGCGCCAUGUCCGCAGAGCGCUACCUGGCGAUAUGCUGCCCGUACACCUACCAGCGAUGGGGGGUGGACAGACGCUUUGCGCAGAAGUUUCUGUUCGGUAUUUACAUCAGUCACAUUUUGUUCUGCUGCCUGCCAAUGAUGGGCCUGGCCAGCAGCGAGCUGCAGCCGUCUCUCACCUGGUGUUUCAUCGACUGGAGGACACGGGACGCUCCGGCCGCCGCAUACUCCUUCCUGUACGGCAUCGUGAGCCUGCUGCUGAUCCUGGGCACCAUCGUGCUGAACCUGGCGGUGUGCGGCGCUCUGCUGGUGAUGCGCCAGCGCACCGUGCAGCGGCGCGUCUCCAGAGCCAGCGUGCGGGAGCGGUGGCGGGCGCUGUCCUCCGCCGCAGAGACGCAGAUGAUCGCGGUGCUGGUGAUGACCUCCGCGGUGGUUUUGGCCUGCUCGGCACCGUUAGUGGUGCGCAUGUUUGCCAAUCAGAUUAUGCAGGAGAACGACUACAAAGCUGAUCUGGCAGCUAUCCGGAUUGCCGCCGUCAACCCCAUCCUCGACCCCUGGAUAUACAUCCUGCUGAGGCGGUCUCUGUUUCGGCGGAUGCUGACUUUGUCCAAAAGACUCAGGAAGACUCAUAAAAGUACCUCCCCUGCCCCAGCGCAGAGGAAUCUGCUGUAUCCUGACAUCAUGAAGGACGGCCAUGUGUUCACUCAGCUGCUGUGCAACACCAGCAUCAUCACUCACCUUCCUGCCACGGUCAAAUUCACCCCUUAUGAUACAGAGAGCCUCCACCAGACAUAG